UUCUGUAUCUAUUUUCUUUCACCGUUAUCAUACUUUUAUAGUACAGCCACUUCAUUUAUCUGUUAUCCUUGCUGUUGAAUUUCUUGAAAUAUGGCAUUGGAGGUUAAUGAUCAAAAGUAGUAGUCAGCAUAUAAAUUGUGACAUUGAAAUUGGACCAUAAAAUAGGUUGAAUAAUUAGCUGGUGUUAGAUCAUUUUAAGCAUGGGAAUUCUGUGCACACUCACAAGGUGUCUUGUCCAUGCAGUUGCUAAAAUGAAACAUAACUUGCAUACGUAGAAGUUGAAAGUUCUUGGAAAUUUCUCCCGGUUAAUAGAUCGAUCAGGUCCAUACUAAAUAUUAUUCCCCGAUGAAUACACGAUACUUUCUUACACCAGUGUCGCUUUGCCAUUCGAGCAUUAUUGUAUCAUUCCCACCAAUUAUUUCAGCAGCAGCAGGAGAUGAAAGAAUGUCUAGCGUGGGUGGAACUAGAAACAGGUCUAUUCUCCCUUCUUCAUUAUUAGUAAGAAUGGCGAUGAGAAUAUCAAGAGCAAGGUGGUUUAGUUUCCUAAGAAGGGUUUUCCACUACCAGAAUGGCUCAAGAUCUGAUCUUGGAUCAAAUCCCUUAAAUUCAAUGACUUGGAUGAUGAUGGAGUGCAUUGCAUUAAGUGUCCAAAUAAUUAUUGCCUCAUAUACACUGGCUGUUUCAAAGGAAGAGAAGCCAGUUUGGCCAAUGAAGAUAUGGGUGUUGGGAUAUGCCUUUGGCUGUAUUAUUAGUGUCAUGUUGCUUUACUGGCGCUACUGGGCAUUCUAUGUGAGGCCACAAAGAGAUGAUUCUGACAUGGAGCAACAAAGAAGCCAUGAUGAAUAUUCCAGGGCAUUGCAUGUGAUGGAGAUAUUGAGGACUGGUGUUGAGCUAUUCUUUGCCAUAUGGUUUGUGAUGGGGAAUGUUUGGGUGUUCGAAUCGCGGUUUCUGUCUUACCAUCGUGCUCCUAAACUUCACUUGCUCUGCAUCUCACUGCUUACUUGGAAUGCUGUCGCCUACUCUUUCCCCUUCCUAUUGUUUCUAUUGUUGUGCUGCUGUGUCCCAAUUUUGAGUAGCUUUUUAGGCUACAACAUGAACAUGGGAUCCGUAGAUCGAGGGGCUUCUGAUGAACAACUCUCCAGUCUACCCAGUUGGAAGUACAAGGAAAGUGGAAAAAAGGAACAACCCAAAUAUUCGGGUGUGGAAAAUGAAAAUGAAAAUGUGGAAUGUUGUAUAUGCUUAGCAAAGUACGGAGAUAAGGAAGAGAUCAGACAAUUGCCUUGCUCUCAUAUAUUUCAUCUUAAGUGUGUGGACCAAUGGCUUAGAAUUAUAUCUUGCUGCCCUCUCUGCAAACAAGAACUGGAGAGGUAAAAAUGCAUGAAAAGCUCCUCAAGCUUUAUACUUCAUGUAUUUUUUGCAUACUUUCUCCCGUUUUCUCUCUU
Molecule: messenger RNA, 1442 nt
Organism: Nicotiana tabacum (common tobacco)
Lineage: Eukaryota; Viridiplantae; Streptophyta; Magnoliopsida; Solanales; Solanaceae
Product: E3 ubiquitin-protein ligase At4g11680-like
Source: RefSeq, a predicted model, not a curated record